CGCGCCGCUUCCGGGGGGAGGGCUUGUGGGAGUAGCCCUGACCCGCCGCUGUGCCGCCGCGCGCCGCUGCCCUCCCUCACCAGCAGAGUCUCGGUCGCGCUCGGGUAGCUCUGCAAGGCGGCGGCUGCAGAGGGAGCCAUGGGGACUGUGCACGCCCGGAGUCUGGAGCCCCUGCCAGCCAGUGGGCCUGAUUUUGGAGGAUUAGGCGAAGAAGCUGAAUUCCUUGAAGUUGAACCUGAAGCUAAACAGGAAAUUCUGGAAAACAAAGAUGUGGUGGUUCAGCACGUUCAUUUUGAUGGACUCGGAAGGACUAAGGACGAUAUCAUCAUUUGUGAAAUCGGAGAGGUUUUUAAGGCCAAGAACCUCAUUGAGGUCAUGCGGAAAUCUCAUGAAGCCCGUGAAAAGUUGCUCCGUCUCGGGAUCUUUAGACAAGUAGACGUGUUGAUUGAUACAUGUCAAGGUGACGAUGCACUUCCCAAUGGUCUCGAUGUCACCUUUGAAGUGACUGAGCUGAGGAGGGUGACGGGCAGCUACAACACCAUGGUCGGGAACAAUGAAGGCAGCAUGGUCCUCGGCCUCAAGCUCCCCAACCUGCUAGGCCGAGCAGAAAAAGUGACUUUUCAGUUUUCCUACGGAACCAAAGAAACAUCAUACGGCCUGUCCUUCUUCAAACCGCGGCCAGGAAACUUCGAGAGAAAUUUCUCCGUGAACCUGUACAAAGUCACUGGACAGUUCCCGUGGAGCUCGCUGCGGGAGACAGACCGAGGAGUGUCUGCCGAGUACAGCUUCCCCGUGUGGAGGACCAGCCACACUGUCAAGUGGGAGGGCGUGUGGCGGGAGCUGGGCUGCCUCUCCAGGACCGCGUCCUUCGCUGUGCGCAAAGAAAGCGGACACUCGCUGAAAUCGUCUCUCUCGCACGCCAUGGUCAUUGACUCUCGGAAUUCUUCCAUCCUGCCCAAAAGAGGGGCUUUGCUGAAGGUGAACCAGGAGCUGGCAGGCUACACAGGCGGGGACGUGAGCUUCCUAAAGGAGGACUUUGAGCUGCAGGUGAACAAGCAGCUGCUGUUGGAUUCGCGUGUCCCCAUCCUGGUCCUGCUGGCUGUGUCCUCCGUGUGCCUGACAGACGCCACCGGACCUUGGCCUCGGGGCUGGCCGAGCCUUGCAGGUGCCCCAGCCCUUUCUGGUGCGGAAGGCAGCUCCACCUCGAGGCCGCCCCCGACCCGUCCGUCUCGUCCUAGGUUCUGCCUCGGAGGACCCACCAGCGUCCGGGGAUUCGGCAUGCACAGCAUCGGGCCGCAGAGUGAAGGGGACUACCUGGGUGGCGAGGCAUACUGGGCCGGUGGCCUGCACCUGUACACCCCACUGCCCUUCCGGCCAGGUCAGGGCAGCUUCGGAGAGCUUUUCAGAACCCACUUCUUCCUCAAUGCAGGAAACCUCUGCAACCUCAACUACGGAGAGGGCCCCCGAGCGCACAUCCGCAAGCUGGCCGAGUGUAUCCGCUGGUCCUACGGCGCAGGCAUCGUCCUCCGGCUCGGCAACAUCGCGCGGCUGGAGCUGAACUACUGCAUCCCCAUGGGCGUGCAGCGGGGCGACAGGAUAUGUGAUGGUGUCCAGUUUGGAGCUGGGAUCCGGUUCCUGUAGCUGUACUCCCUUGGGCAUCUGCACUCCCGGAGUCCCAGCAGCCCGGCAAGCUGGGCCACCGUCCUCGCCAGCGAGCAUGUCAAUAAAUUGUGAAGACAC
Octodon degus (degu) is the source of this 1740-nucleotide messenger RNA. RefSeq names its product SAMM50 sorting and assembly machinery component (gene Samm50). Gene Ontology annotation, cellular component: outer membrane; SAM complex. The record is from RefSeq and is a predicted model, not a curated record. Gene Ontology annotation, biological process: protein insertion into mitochondrial outer membrane; mitochondrial respiratory chain complex assembly. Lineage: Eukaryota; Metazoa; Chordata; Mammalia; Rodentia; Octodontidae. The coding region runs from base 139 to 1641 and encodes 500 amino acids. The transcript is spliced from 15 exons.